Molecule: messenger RNA, 2564 nt
Organism: Dicentrarchus labrax (European seabass)
Lineage: Eukaryota; Metazoa; Chordata; Actinopteri; Moronidae
Product: trace amine-associated receptor 1-like
Exons: 2
Coding region: 254-1243 (329 amino acids)
Biological process (GO): adenylate cyclase-activating adrenergic receptor signaling pathway
Cellular component (GO): membrane
Molecular function (GO): G protein-coupled receptor activity
Source: RefSeq, a predicted model, not a curated record
UUUUGCAUGAUGCCACAGGGAGUUGUAUGAUUACUCAUAUUGAUCUACAUAAAAUUCCACUCCCUUCAACAGAAUAUGCAAAUGAGCCCACAAUAAUGAAUCUACUCAGUGUGUGGUCAGUGGCACAGAGAGCAAGGAUUCCCAUCAGUACAGAUGCACAAACCAGGAUUGAUGUGCAUGAUGUGAAACAUAAAGAGCACUAAACUUUAUUGAAAAUCUCCGGAAACUUGAAAUCUUUUUUUAUCAUUUAUGCAUGGAACCUGAAUUCUUUGCCAACAGGUCUGAUGAUUUUUUUGAGAACAAACAUCUCUGUAAUAAAUCAGCAAACGUAUCUGGUAUGAGCGCACUCACCACCAGCACAUAUUUGUUAUAUAUUUUUAUUGGCUCUUUAUCAGUUCUUAUAAUGUGUGGAAACCUUCUUUUAAUAACCUCUAUCAUUUACUUCAAACAGCUCCACACUCCUACAAACUACCUCAUCCUGUCUCUCGCUGUAGCUGACCUGCUUGUUGGGCUUACAGUUUUGCCUUUUAGCACAGUACUGGCUGUGAGCUCUUGUUGGUAUCUUGAAGAUUUACUCUGUAAGAUACGAGGCAGCUUUGAUGUUUUUCUGUCCACAUCUUCUAUUUUAAACUUGUGCUUUAUUUCUGUUGACAGAUAUUAUGCAGUGUGUCAGCCUCUGAGGUACAGAACUAAAAUAAAUGUCCGUGUUAUUGUGAUCAUGAUCCUUGUGAGCUGGACUGCUCCAGCUCUAAAUGGAAUUAGCAUGACAUUUUUGGGAGUGAACAAAGGACAAUCUAACAGGUGUGUUUUAUUUCAGAAUUUAAGUUCAGCAAUUAUGGCAAUUGUUUUUGGGUUUUAUUUCCCAGCUAUUGUAAUGGUCACUAUCUACUUAAAGAUUCUGAUGGUGGCACAGAGACAGGCACACAGCAUCCACAACACAACCUGUCAGAGCACAAAGUCUGAAAUUAAGAAGGAGAGAAAGGCCACCAAAACUCUGGCUAUUGUAAUGGGAGUUUUUCUUAUGUGUUGGACUCCUUACUUUCUUUGUAUGACCUUUAACCCUUUGAGUAAUUACACAAUACCUGUUGCUGUGAUUGCAGCAUUUAAGUGGCUUGGAUGGUCAAAUUCAAUGCUCAAUCCAUUGGUCUAUGCUUUCUUUUACAGCUGGUUUCGAUCAGCUUUCAGAAUAAUAAUUUCUGGGAAAAUAUUUCAGGGGGAUUUUACGCAUUCUAAGCUCUUUUGACUCAUUAUUUGAAGCAUGGAAAUAUCAGUAACAUCCUCCUUAGUUUGGUACAUACCAUCUCUUUUGCACUGCAUGUCAUAUAUAUAGGCCUUCUUAGAAAAAGGUCACUGUACUAUCCAUAAAGUAUGUAUAUAACUUGUAAAAAAUCUAAAGUGUAUAUAUUUAGUUAUUGAUGCUGCAUCUGUUGAGUUCAUGAGUAUGUCAUUGAAUUUUUGUCUUUGUGAACAAAGCUUUAAACAGUAAGGAAUUAAUGAAUGGUGAAAUCAUCUUUCUCUUAGAUUAGUUUUCAGUUUCAUUCAAUCAGUCUAAAUAUUAAAUAAACUGGGUAAGCAGGGUAGCUGUAAAGUACUGAAUAAGACUUUUUCAUUUACAGAUUCUAAGAUUCAAAUCAAUUUACGUAGCAAAUUUAAGUUGUACAUUUUCCACAACACUAUGAAGAUAACAGUUUCACCAAACAAUAGCUAAUUUAAAAAGUGUCUGAGCAUUGUCUCUGUGUAUCCUGUUAAUGUAUUCAUGCAAUAAUAAUAAUAAUAAUUAUUAUUAUUAUUAUUAUUAUUAUUAACUAUUUACUGUGUCCACAGUAUGAACUGUAUAAUUUAAAAUGGACAUAGUCUCUGUGACAUCACCCAUAGGUUCCUGAAGCUCAAUGUGGUCGGCUGUGGCCAUCUUGGCAGUCUUUUCUCUGCCUAAUCCAAAAUUGUGUGUGUGGGAGUGUUUUUAUUUUUUUCAGUUUUCUAGCCAUGUUGCCUACUUGCAAGAAACAUGAACUUGGAAAUGUUGAGUUUUAUGUUAGAAAUAUAAAAUAUGGGUCCUCAACAUAUAGAAACUGCCGGAUGCUAACUUGCAAAUGUUGGGCAAUUAGCAUCAUUAGCAUUAGCACAUAAACACCUAUAUAGACACAAUUUUACAUAUGGUUUAUCAUUUAAUUAAGUUGAUCAAAUAAUUAACACAUCAACAGUUAAUGUAACUACCAACAGGUACUCUAUGUAGUGACCCUUCUCGCCAGCUUAAAUCCUUAGAACAGUCUUUAAAAUGGGCCAUAAAAAUGCACCCAGUGUCAAUGGCAAGAGGUUGGUCAAGGCCUUCUACUACUCCAAUGGCCAAAGAUUGAGCCUACCAUACAAGGACAACCACCAACCCCUUGGCCACAGCCUCAGCGAAGGAUGACAGACACAGUAGGGAGAUGAGGGGCCUAAGUGGCAGCAGACUUUCAAUUUUGGGGCGAUUCUUGCAGCACAAAGGAAACUAUCUAAAACUAGGUUAAAACUGACAUACACUGAUAGAGCUGCACCCACCAUACAGAUGCAGCUGCCAUCCUGUU